GCAAAAACGAUACAGUUUAACGCAAUGGCGCACAUAGAUAGAGAUUAUGCUCGAUCUUUAACACUUUGUCGUGGCUUGACGUUGGAUGAUAUUUUGAAUACGCUGGAUGAGGACGAUGAUGAGACACUUCCUAACAGCCAAGAGAUAGACAUUAUUUUACAGCCCCCUACAAAUGCGUGUCAGGAUUUGACAGAUGAAGAUUCGGGCGACGAGGAUUUGAUGACCAUUGGUAACCUGCCAGGCACACAACUUAUGGCAGAAGCUGAAUUAUUCGGCAUUACUCAAGAAGAUAAGGAGGAAGAAAUAGGAAAUGAAAUAGAUGAGGAUGAUUUACCGCUACGUAGCUUGCAAGUAGCCAUAAAAAAGAAUUACUUAUGGGAAAAGAGAGAUUUAGAACCUCGAUCUUUUGAAUGGCCAACGUACAUCGAUGUGAAAACAAACUUCUCACCUACAGAACUAUUUUUUCAGUUUUUUGACAACAACGUCAUCGAUAUGUUUGUAAAAUAUAGCAAUUUGUACGCUUCAAAAAAGAACGUCUUGAACAGUACUAUCACUGAAGCGGAAAUGAAAGCGUUCUUCGGCAUCUUGAUUUUGAGUGGUUAUGUCCAGCUUCCACGCCGUCGUAUGUUCUGGGAGAAUAGCAAAGACACCCAUAAUGAAGUUGUUUCUUCAGCCAUGUCAAGAGAUAGAUUCGAAUUUAUUAUGUCAAAUUUGCAUUGUUGUGACAAUUCCAAGCUAUCUCAACAAGAUAGAUUUGCGAAAGUUCGGCCACUUUUUGAAGCAAUAAAUAGAAAUUUUCAACUUUUUUGCCCCGUACGAGCUGCACACUCAGUUGAUGAGUCCAUGGUACCUUACUUCGGGAGGCACGGCUGUAAGCAGUUCAUCAAAGGGAAGCCAAUCCGUUAUGGAUUCAAAAUGUGGAUUCGUGCAAUAUCAUCUUCAGACUGCGCUGGCUAUUGUGUGUGGUUGGAACCCUAUCAGGGAUCAAACACUCAAAUUCCCACGAUGUACAAAUUGUUUGGCUUAGGGCCAUCCGUUGUGCUGCAUUAA
This is a messenger RNA of Acanthoscelides obtectus, 1050 nucleotides long. Lineage: Eukaryota; Metazoa; Arthropoda; Insecta; Coleoptera; Chrysomelidae. The record is from the annotation of a GenBank genome assembly.